Molecule: messenger RNA, 2106 nt
Organism: Clupea harengus (Atlantic herring)
Lineage: Eukaryota; Metazoa; Chordata; Actinopteri; Clupeiformes; Clupeidae
Gene: trmu
Product: tRNA 5-methylaminomethyl-2-thiouridylate methyltransferase
Biological process (GO): tRNA wobble position uridine thiolation
Cellular component (GO): mitochondrion
Molecular function (GO): sulfurtransferase activity
Source: RefSeq, a predicted model, not a curated record
CGUUGUCCAUUGGACUUCGAAGAUGGCUGCGUCCGUGUCACAACACGAAGCGGUCUUUCUAUGUCUAUGGUUGUUACUCAACUUCUCAGAGUUUCAUGAAUAGAGUUUUAUUAUUUUAUUCUUAAAUAGGUUUUAUUUAUAUUGUGUGUAUUAUGGGCGUCGUGAAGCAUGUCGUUUGUGCCAUGUCAGGUGGCGUCGACAGUUCUGUCUCGGCAUUACUGCUUAAACGUAGAGGUUACCAUGUCACAGGAGUGUUCAUGAAAAACUGGGACUCGCUGGAUGAGAAAGGGGUAUGCACUUCCGAGAGAGACUGCGAAGACGCCUACAAAGUGUGCAGACAGUUGGAUAUACCUUUCCACCAAGUGUCCUAUGUGAAAGAAUAUUGGCAUGAAGUGUUUAGUAAUCUUCUGAAGGAAUACCAGAGGGGCCGGACUCCAAACCCAGACAUAAUAUGUAAUAAGCACAUCAAGUUCAAACACUUCUACCAGUAUGCGAUUAACUCGUUAGGUGCUGAUGCCAUGGCAACAGGUCACUAUGCAAGAACCUCUCUGGAGGACGAAGACGUCUUUCAUCAGAGACACGUUCCACCUCCUCAGACACUCUUCCGAGAUCGCUUCGAGAUCCGGAACCCUGUGAGACUGUUUCAAGGAGCCGACCGCUGUAAGGACCAGACCUUCUUCCUCAGUCAGGUAUCCCAGGAUGCACUGCGAAGCACAAUCUUCCCCUUGGCGAGUCUCACUAAGACCUUUGUGAGGAAGAUUGCUGCUGAGGCUGGCUUUGAGCACGUCCUGAAGAAGAAAGAGAGCAUGGGGAUCUGUUUCAUCGGUGAGAGGAACUUCGAAGAGUUCAUCCUGGAGUAUUUGGAUCAAAAGUCCGGCAAUUUUGUCUCCAUAGAGAACGGGAAGAUCAUGGGACAACACAAGGGAUGGUUCACUUUUACACUGGGGCAAAGGGCCAGGAUAGGCGGCCAGAGAGAUGCCUGGUUUGUGGUGGACAAAGACAUCACCACCAAUGACAUAUUUGUGGCACCAACCACGAACCACCCAGCACUCCUGAGGGACACGCUCCGGACGGAUCGGUUCCACUGGAUUGCAGAGGAACCACCAGCUGAGCUCAUUCGGACUAAAAUGAUGGAGUGCCGGUUCCGUUUCCAGAACCAGAUGCCACUGACUCCAUGCACUGUGACACUUAACCAGGACGGGUCUCUGUGGGUCAUGACCGCGGAGCCACUAAGAGCACUUACACCUGGACAGUUUGCGGUGCUGUAUAAGGGAGACGAGUGUCUGGGCAGUGGGAAGAUCAUGAGUCUGGGGCCCAGUGAGUACACACUGCAGCAGGGACGCAAGCGCCUCGGGGCAGAACCCCUGACCAACAACAGCCUCACCAAAACGGACCCACUCACGCAGACCAGCACGCCCGGAGAGGGGGAAGGCAAAGACUGAGAGUGUGUGUGUGUGUGUGUGUGAUAGAGAGAGAGUGAGUGAAAGAACAUUAGAUAGCAUAAUGGAGCAGUAAAAGUGUGUGUGUGUGUGUGCGCUAGUGUGUCUGUGUGACAGUGGAAGAUACAAGUACCAAAUCCCAUCACUGGACAGGAUAACUUACCUCACAAAUCCUCGGUUCCUUUGCAAGAGACCUCUGUGUUUUACGCUAUGCCAAACGCCAAGUGGACCCAAUACCCAGAGCCAGAGUUCUGGGCCAAUACAGUGUUUCAGACUCAGCGUGUGACCACAGGUGAAGGGAAGGUCAAAGUUUGGAGACCCUCCUCAUAACUUUCAAACAAGACAACUUCAAUAAUGAGAAAGAUGAUUUCCUCUCCACAGUCAAAUAGGUGACAGUUUUUUUGUUUGUUGCAUUGACAGAAAAUAACAUCCUCUUUUGUAUUUGAAAUGCAUAUAAUGGACUGUGUGCAUUGAAAACAUCAAAAGGCAGACCUUUUGGAUAAAAUAUGUGUUGCAGCAAAGUGCCUUUUCAGUGCAUCAUUGCAAAAACAGUAUGUCAGAUGUCAUAUUGGUUCCUAUGUGAUGGCAAAUCAUGUACCUAAGUGGGUUGUCAGUAUGCCACACUCCAAGGUGAUGAAGCCCAAUGAUUAAAACCAUAUUUAAGUAA